CUCCGACGAGAACGUUCGCGAUCAAUUGGCGGUACUUGGAUCGUGUCAGUUCAGUGAUUUAUUCAGAGAGCAUGCGGAACAUGUUAGUCGAACUAGCCAAGCGAUAACACAAUUAUUUGUAUGAAUAUUAUUACAUAACAAAUAUACCUUAACAAUUAUUUUGCUGAUAAAGAUCAGUCAAGGUCAAACAACAAUAUAGUUUGCAAAAAAAUCAACAAUUUAUCUGUUGAAAUUCACAUUUAAGUGAAAUAAUUAAUAAAAUCAGUUAAAUGGUGGAAAAAACGUUUAUUUCGGAUGGUGUGGAGCGGCUGAAGAGUCUGCCAUGGCGUCAAUUAUUCUAUAUGUUUUAUAUAGAACCGAUUAUAUUCACGUUGAUUUUUUCGCACAUGCUUUCAGCCACUGUGAUGCGAAAUGAGAUUAUGUAUCAAACAUGCAAGGUUAUUUUCCAUUACAACGAGACAGAUUGCAAGCGGUUGGAUGACAAAGAGGCUGGCCCAGAGAUACAUGCCAUUGAAACUGAGAUACAAUCUUAUGUUGCCGAUAUGUUUCUUACUCGCACAUUAAUGGAAAGCAUUGUUCCAGCCAUAUGCGGCUUAUUCUCAGGAUCAUGGUCGGAUCAUUAUGGCCGGAAGCCUUUGCUGAUUGCCUCGAUGAUUGGCUUUUCUGGUUCAUCGGUGAUAAACACCAUAAUUUGUGCUCUAUCCAGUAAAUAUGAGAUCAAUCCCUGGUGGUAUACACUAGCCGCAUUACCUCAUUCACUUUUAGGCGGCAUGUGUGUGUUUUCAGUGGCUGCAUUUUGCUUUAUUUCAGAUAUAACUGACAUAAAAACAAGGCCAUACAGAAUGAUAUUUAUGGAGAUGCUGUUCUUCAUAGCCCUUAGCAGCGGUUCCCUAUUGUCUAGCUAUGUUUAUGCUGCUACUAGUGCAGCUGUCACUCAAGGCAUCUCUGCUUCGCUUAUCACUGCGGUUACCGUCUAUAUCAUAUUCUAUUUACCCGAGAGCUUGCACAUACGUCAAGAACAAGAAGCGAGAGAAGCGGAAUUGAAAAGUGUAGCUAUUGAAUGCUCUGAUAAAAUAGAUAAUGAUGAAAAGCAAGAGAAGGCCAAAGAGAAAGAUGAGGAUGAGAAAAAAGGUUCUGAUUCGGAUGAGUUAAAACAGAAGUCAGAAAACCUCGAAGUCGAAACGGAAACAAAGAAGGCAGGUCUGUUUAGUCUUAUGCAUUUGAAGGAGAUGCUAAUAACAUGCUCGAAGCCUCGUGAAUAUAAUGCCCGUGCAAUUAUUUGGCUGGUGACAUUGGCUAUGUUUGUGACCAUGUUCGUUGGGGAUGGUGCUAUGGGUGUCAUGUAUCUGUUUGUCCGCCAAAAGUUCCAUUGGUCAAUAAGAGAGUUUACGUUCUUUGAGACUGUAAGUCAACUGGUGCCCAUGAUUGGUGCACUCGUUGGUUUUCUCAUACUGCGCAAGGUAUUUGGCUUAUCUGUGGUAGUUUUGGCGCUGUUAUCUCUUGGCUCGGAGAUAUUGAACAAUCUGGCCAAGGGUUUUGCUGACCUGCCUUGGCACAUGUAUUUAUCAAUUGCUCUGGGAGUAUUUAGAUCCAUUGGUGGUCCCAUGUGCCGCACUAUUGUUUCCAAUAUAGUGCCUGCUUCAGAUUUGGGUAAAAUAUUCUCCAUUAAAAAUGUGCUUCAAUCCUUUGCACCUUUCGUUGCUGCCCCGCUUUAUACUUUCAUCUAUCAGAACACAUUGGCCUUUUGUCCAGGUCUUUUCAAUUUUCUUAGCGCAGCGCUAUUCUUGGUGGCAUUUGCGGCCAUUGUCGGUGUUCUGCAUAUUAAACUUAAACACAAGCAACAUUACGAGGAAUCGCUAAAGUAAUCCUAAUGAUUACAUAAAUGUAUCGACAAAUAAAAGUAUACACAAAGUCUUUCCGAUAUUAAGAAAUCUUGAACACACAUUAUUAGUGCUCAAAGCAGUGCUAAGUUUAUUAAAAAAUCGUGAAG
Molecule: messenger RNA, 1990 nt
Organism: Drosophila albomicans
Lineage: Eukaryota; Metazoa; Arthropoda; Insecta; Diptera; Drosophilidae
Product: proton-coupled folate transporter
Exons: 10
Coding region: 270-1865 (531 amino acids)
Biological process (GO): transmembrane transport
Cellular component (GO): membrane
Molecular function (GO): transmembrane transporter activity
Source: RefSeq, a predicted model, not a curated record